Messenger RNA from Xyrauchen texanus (razorback sucker), 2515 nucleotides. It is a transcript of the gene pisd, whose product is annotated as phosphatidylserine decarboxylase. The transcript is spliced from 7 exons. Gene Ontology annotation, biological process: phosphatidylethanolamine biosynthetic process. Gene Ontology annotation, molecular function: phosphatidylserine decarboxylase activity. The record is from RefSeq and is a predicted model, not a curated record. NCBI's taxonomy places the organism in Eukaryota, Metazoa, Chordata, Actinopteri, Cypriniformes, Catostomidae. Gene Ontology annotation, cellular component: mitochondrion. The coding region runs from base 92 to 1363 and encodes 423 amino acids.
GCACUAAUCCCCUCACAGUGAUCAUGUGUCAGCGGAGUCUGAAGAAGCAGCAGCAGCAACAGAAGGGGCUGUUGCGGAGCGUUGCGGGGAAAUGGUGAGAUGCUGCAGGCCUUUGCACAGCUCUCCCACUUGCUACAAUCUCCACAGAGUCAGGGUUGAUGUGCGGCGCCUCCGGCCGCCUGGCUCCUCAUCGGGAGCGACAGGGGAGCCCGUACCCGGCGCCAACAAUGCCGGCACGGGAGCCCCUGGGGGCCCGUCUCAGCUCAGCCACCGAAAUCGAUUCAGGUUGCAGUUCCCACAAUUGGCCUUGCGGCGGCGUCUAGGCCAGCUGAGCUGCAUGUCCCGGCCUACUGCCCGCCUUCGAUCAUGGCCUCUGUCCUUCCUCUACUACAUCCUGCCCUUCGCAGCACUCAGGCCUCUCGCCAAAGUGGGCUGGAGGCCCACAAGCAGAGUUACGAUCUACAAGUCCAUACCAACACGACUGCUCUCCAGAGCAUGGGGUCGGCUGAACCAGGUAGACCUGCCCACCUGGUUACGGAAACCUAUCUAUAGCCUGUAUAUAUGGACAUUUGGAGUCAACAUGAAGGAAGCGGCCGUGGAAGAUCUACAGCACUACAGAAACCUGGGCGAGUUUUUUAGGCGCAAACUCAAACCACAGGCCCGACCAGUGUGCGACUCGCACUGUGUGAUUAGCCCUGCUGAUGGCAAGAUCCUUCAUUUUGGGCGUGUGAAGAACUGUCAGGUGGAGCAGGUGAAGGGAGUGACGUACUCCCUGGAGACGUUCCUCGGGCCACACACUUGGACCGAUAGUCUCACCGAUAACAGAAAUGAGGAUGACCCCGGCACGUUCCAGGAUUCCCUAGUAACUAAGGAGGGGAAUGAAUUGUUUCACUGUGUAGUGUAUCUGGCUCCAGGAGACUACCACUGCUUCCAUUCGCCCGCAGACUGGAGGGUGGCACACAGACGACACUUCCCAGGUGCUCUGAUGUCUGUGAAUCCAGGAGUUGCACGUUGGAUUAAGGAACUUUUCUGCCAUAACGAGCGUGUGGUCUUGAGCGGAGAGUGGACACAUGGAUUUUUUUCACUCACAGCUGUAGGAGCCACAAACGUGGGAUCUAUACGCAUCUAUUUUGACAAGGAACUACACACCAACAAUCCUCGCUACAACAAAGGCUCUUACAAUGAUUUCAGCUAUGUAACGAACAACAACCGAGAAGGCGUGACGAUGAGGAAAGGAGAGCACCUGGGCGAGUUUAACUUGGGCUCUACUAUUGUACUGUUAUUUGAAGCUCCACAGAACUUUACCUUUAGUUUGCAAGCAGGCCAGAAGAUCCGUUUUGGAGAACCUCUCGGGACAAUGUAAUGGCGUCGAGAGGGAAAUGGAAUUUGAGGUUGGACACGCUAAUCUGUGUGCAGAUGCAUUCAGGGUUUCAAGAACUAAUACACUUACAUUUGCAGAGAUGUACUCUGUUUAACCCGAGAUACAUGUGUGUUCAUAUGUACUCACUCAAACCACCACUGUUGCAUUAUUGCCAUUGGGUUCUCCCAGUCAUUUUCUUGGGGUUUAUACACUUUUGUCCUUUUUAUUGUAACAUAAUUUUGAGUCAAAGCUUAGACCAUUAAGUUGUAAAGAUUUGUUUACCAUGAAUGCCAUCCAGCUUGCUCUAAAUUAUUUUUCUAUUUUGUUAAAUGAUUUUGUUUUUCUCUUUUGCCCAUAUUGCCUUUGGCUGGAGUCAAUGUAGAGGGGUUUACAUGGUCGAGGAUAUCCACAGCUGACUCUACAAGCAUCGGGAUAUACCUCCUACUCGUAAAAAUAAGGAAUGUACAAGAGAUUAUGGCUCUUUAUUUUAUCAAUCCUUCCUUUACUUUUUACCAGACUCUCGUCUCUAUCUUCAAUACAGUUCUCUCUGUUCAACUUUUGUGCACCACUUAAUGAAGGUGCAAGCGAUUUUGACAAUAAAAUCAUUGCCACAGUUACUUACUAAUGAGAGAGUUCUGGGAAAGUCAAACAAUUAUCACUGCCAUUGUUCUCUGAUUUUUAAUUAUGCCUUUGCUUGUUGGUCUAGCGAUUAGUUUUUGAGAUCUGUGUUAAGUAUUAUGCUAGUAGAGAAAGCUCUACUCUGUUUUUGUCUCAAUUUGAUUAGUGCCAAAAAUGCAAGAUAUAUUUUUACUAACACAUGUUUUUUGCCCUUUUGAUAUGAAUCAAAUUUCUCUUGUGAUUUUAUGGUUUACGUUCUUGGUGUUUUCUUUGUUUUGUUUAACAAGCAUGUGGAAAGUUCAACAGACUAUACUGGAAUAAAGACACUCCUAACUCCCCCAAUCUGCACCACACAUAUGAAGAUAAGGGAAAGGACUGUUGUACCAGAAGCUUGGGCCUCUGGGUUAGAUUUGCUUUGAAUGUGUUGACAACCAAACACUGAGUUUUGUGAAAUGUAUUAAUUCAAUUCAUUUAACAUAGAGGUUAACUACAAACUAGUUCAAAGCGCAAGAAAAAUGUCUAAUAAAUUUUGAAGAU